This is a messenger RNA of Rhinichthys klamathensis goyatoka, 1770 nucleotides long. RefSeq names its product cilia and flagella associated protein 97 (gene cfap97). Bases 50 to 1492 code for a protein of 480 amino acids. Lineage: Eukaryota; Metazoa; Chordata; Actinopteri; Cypriniformes; Leuciscidae. The transcript has 5 exons. Gene Ontology annotation, biological process: spermatogenesis. The record is from RefSeq and is a predicted model, not a curated record.
CAUUGAAGUUCCACUUACUGAGGGCACAUUUGGAAGACACACUACAGACAUGUACAGCCCCAAAGAGUUAGAGGGAGAAGUUGACCACUCGUUCUUUGACAGUGACUGUGAAGCUAAUGGACUUAAUGCUUCUGAGAAUGGGCGGCUCAAUAAACAGAAGGCCUCAGAACGACAUGAUGAGAGAACAGGAAAAGAGACCCAUGUUUCAAUGGAUCAGAUAGGGAGUGAAGUUCAAAGUGGGAGGAACAGUAAAGAUAAAGCCAGAUUGGAGAAUGGUUCAAACCAGCAGGGCAGACUGGGACGGAGUAAAGAGACAGAAAAUGAAAGAGAGCAACAAAGUAGUGAUGUACUUCUCAAAGGCUCCUCAACACUCCCAAGUGCCACGAGCACAGGGACUAUGAACAACAGCCGAUCUAGUGUGCAUUCAUACUCGUCUGAUGAGGAAAGAGAGCUGGAUGAGAAGCAUGCUGUUUUUAAACCCAGGAAAUCCAAUGGUAAUGCUAACCGUGAUGAUGAUGAUGGAUAUCAUCGUAGUGACGAUGAAAGUGAGGACGAUGUGAGAUCAACAAAACAUAAGAGAUUGUCCCAUGGAACACCUAAAAAAUCUGCUGGUAAAUUCCACAAGCUGAGCCGCAGCCUCUCGUCAUCAUCCGACCCGGAGUCCUCACACAGCAGUGACGAGAAAAGCUCAAUUCGCUCGCAGAAACAUCAUCGGGUAGGUUCAGCUAACCAGAAAGAGCGACACAAAGAAGUGGCAGAAUCUGAUGACACAGUCACUGAUGUUACCCCUCUCUCGACACCAAAUGUUAGUCCUUCCCAGUCCAUUGAUGUUGUUCUGCCCUCUGAACACUUGGCAGCAGAUGCUCAACAACAGCAGCCCAGAGUUGCUGAGGAGAUGGUUGUGAAUGAUGAUUCGGACGGUCAGGGCAGUAUAAGUUCUGAAGGAGAGAACGGAUCAGUGUUUUUAAAAGCAGAGAAACAAUUUGACAGAGUACUUGUGGUCUCCAGCUCUGGCAGUGUUGGCAGCAUUCGUAAGAACUAUUCCUUCUCAAAUGAAGAGGUACGAGAGAUCGACCGGGAGAAUCAGCGGCUCUUACGUGAACUAUCCCAUUCCACUGCUAGUUCGCGCAGCGGCAGCUCCGCGUGCUCCAAAACCAGCAGUCGGAGGAGCAGUGCACCAGCUAUACGCCUUUACCACAGCACCCUCAACAGACAACGAGAGCAAGAGCGAAUCCAGAGGGAAAACCUGGCAUUCCUGAAGCGUCUAGAAUCUGUGAAGCCCACUCCUGGUAUGACCCGAGAUGGGCAGCUAGCUGAUUAUCAACAGCAGUGCCGAUACAUGGGAACAAGCGUUACAGCUCUUCCACCGGUCAAACUCAAGUCCACCAAGACAUCUGGGAAGACUUCUAGACCUGUCAGUAGUCCUCACAAAGCUAGACCGGGAACCGCUAAACUCAACAGGGCAUCACCACGGCCAGCAUGGUCCUCCUGAUCCUCAAAAUCCCUUUCACUUACAUGCUCUGCUCUAACUGUAAGUACAAGAUAUGACUGUAGGUCACAACAUGAAACAUUCUUGACGAACUGCUUGAGCUCACAUUUAUUUGUCUGGAUAUGGAGUGAUAUAAAAAUGAAAUAUUUGUCAGAUAAUAUACACAGCUAAAUGUUUAAUGACAUUAUUUGAAAAUGUGUGGCUUAUUUACAUUUUAGAUUUUGUUGGAGACAAUAUAAACUGUUUGGGAACAAUAAAGUGUGACAUUGCAUUUUCUGAGA